UUGGCGCAGAUGCAAAGCAAUUCACCGCCUCGGAUAUGGCUGCCUGGGAAAAAAGAGGCCCAGAGUCAUAGUUACAUGUCCUUCAGCCAGUUCACUUAUUGUCAACUUGAACGUUCCUUCAACUUGACGCACGCCUCAGGUAGGAGUGAUGGAUAUUGGGCUAGUCUUGAUAGUAAAGAAAAUGCCGCAAAUACUUCACCAUCAGCGGCUCGCCAAUUGACCAGAUAUGCCUCGCUGUUUAAUUGUUGGAGGAGGCAUCACCACCUAUGUGAAUUGGAGCCUAGGUAUAUGUCCAUCUGCGCUCCCGCGGGAACCAACCUGCUGAGUAUAAGCCCAACACUUUGUAGGAUUGAUCCCAUGGAUAUUGUCUUCUUCCACCCAUCACCGCGUGCAUGUCUCCACUUGGUCUUAGCAUAA
Molecule: messenger RNA, 417 nt
Organism: Periconia digitata
Lineage: Eukaryota; Fungi; Ascomycota; Dothideomycetes; Pleosporales; Periconiaceae
Source: the annotation of a GenBank genome assembly